Messenger RNA from Trichophyton benhamiae CBS 112371, 1209 nucleotides. RefSeq lists its product as uncharacterized. The record is from RefSeq and is a predicted model, not a curated record. Lineage: Eukaryota; Fungi; Ascomycota; Eurotiomycetes; Onygenales; Arthrodermataceae. Gene Ontology annotation, cellular component: nucleolus. The transcript has a single exon. Gene Ontology annotation, biological process: ribosome biogenesis; endonucleolytic cleavage of tricistronic rRNA transcript (SSU-rRNA, 5.8S rRNA, LSU-rRNA). Gene Ontology annotation, molecular function: RNA endonuclease activity. Bases 1 to 1209 code for a protein of 402 amino acids.
AUGGCCGCCACCUCACAGCCCCCGGUGCGCUUCACUGGCCAUGAAGGUCUUGCCCUUCGCCUGGUCCUGUCGACCAUCACCGGAAGGGCUAUUCACGUCUCCCAGAUCCGCUCGGCCUCCCUCAAUCCCGGCCUGACGCCCUACGAAAUCUCGUUUCUGCGCCUUUUGGAAGCAGUCACCAAUGGCUCCCACCUCGAAGUCUCCUACACAGGCACCAUCUUGCUCUAUAAACCCGGCCUGAUCACGGGUAGUGCUGCUGGAGUGGGCGCAAGCCGCGGCGUAGUUACACAUGAGCUGCCGGCUGGAUGCACUCGCGGAGUCAGCUACUUUCUGCUCCCCUUGUGCCUCCUUGCCCCCUUCUCCAAGGCCCCCGUGAAUGUCCUUUUCACCGGCCCUGGCGUCAUCACCUCCUCUACCCCAUCGGGUGAUAUGUCCGUCGAUAGCGUGCGGACAGCGAUUCUCCCGCUCUAUGCUCAAUUUGGUAUUUCCAACAACGUUGAAUUGCGUGUGCUGCGGAGGUCAAACCCUGGGCCUAAUGGGAAGGGAGGCGGCGGGGAGGUGCAGCUUGUUUUCGGCCACCAAGUUCGCCUUCCCAAGACCCUGCAUCUCUUGAAUCCCGGCAGAGUAAAGAAGAUCCGUGGGGUAGCGUACUCAACUGGCGUUUCUGGUAGCAAUAACGCACGCAUGAUUGAUGUGGCUAGAGGGGUCCUCAACCCCUUCGUAUCUGAUACCUAUAUCUUCUCUGACGUCUCAUCUGCUCCCUUGGUCCCUGCUCCAGAGAGGAAUAACCCUGCUGCUAAGAAGAAGAUAGGCGUGGGUUUUGGUCUUUCUCUCGUAGCCGAAUCGUCCACCGGCUGUCUGUACUCUGCUGAUGUAGCCUCUCCACCCUCUGGCGGACAGCCUCCAGAAGAUAUUGGGAAGCAGUGUGCAUAUCAGCUGCUGGAGUCGAUUGCUACCGGUGGCUGUGUGUCCAAAGUUGCGGCUCCGACUAUGCUCACCCUCAUGUCUAUGGGUUCAGAGGACGUAGGACGUCUGCAGGUCGGCCGUGAUGUCGUCUCUGAUGAAACCGUUGUCCGUCUUGCCAGGGAUUUGAGCAAGCUUGGGGCCGCCGGAUGGGGUGUGAGAGACGCCCCUGACUCUGACGACGGCGAGAUAAUUCUCAGUGUCGUGGGAAGGGGUAUAGGAAACAUCGGCAGAAAGAUCGCCUGA